AUGAAACCGUUGAUAUCGAGUCGCAGGCCUGCAUCAAGACGCAGUGGAAUAUCAUGGCUCUUGCUAUACUCGAUUGUGGCCUCGCUCUGGCUCGCCGCCCUCGUCGCGGCAGCCAAGGACUACUAUAAGGUGCUGGGAGUCGACAAGACAGCCUCGGAACGCGACAUCAAACGAGCUUACCGCAAGCGAGCGCAGAAGAUUCACCCAGACAAGCAUCCGGACAAGCACGCCGAGUUUCUCGAGCUCAGCGAUGCUUACCAAACACUCAGCGACGGAGAGACACGCAAGAUCUACGAUCGAUACGGCGUGGACGGAGUCAAGAAGCACCAGGCGCGCAAGGACAACCCGCAUCAGCAUGCACAGGAUCCUUUCGACAUCUUUUCUCGCUUCUUUGGCGGUGGCGGCGGGGGCGGAGGAGUGCGCAAAGGUCCCAACAAGGCCUUCAACGUAGACAUGGACAUCGAAGACUUCUACAAGGGCAGGACCUUCACACUCGAGUACCAGCGCAACGUGGUGUGCUCGCAUUGCGACGGCAGCGGUGCCGAGUCCCCAGGCGACAUCCAUACCUGCGAUCUGUGCGACGGCAGGGGCGUCAGGAUCGUUCGACAGCAGAUCAUGCCCGGCUUCAUCACCAAUGCGCAGAUGCAGUGCGACCGAUGUGGAGGUGCUGGCUCCGUGAUCAAGCACCGGUGCAGCAAGUGCCAUGGGCAGAAGAUUGUUCAGGAGAUUGCGUCCGUCGAUGUUGAAAUCGAGAGGGGGGCACGAGAUGGCGUCGAGGUAGUGAUCGAAGGAGAGGCAGACGAGGCGCCGGACUACGAGGCAGGCGAUGUGAUCGUCAAGGUCAACGCACGACGCGCGAAAGGUCAAUUCCGAAGGGCCGAUACCUCGCUCUACACGACGCUUCCUAUCUCGCUCUCGGAAGCGCUGUUAGGGUUCGAGCGCAACUUGACGCACAUGGACGGGCGCACCAUCAACAUCAAACGCGAUGCUGUGACUCAGCCUGGUUUUGUGACCGUGGUCGACAACGAGGGAAUGCCCGUUCACGGUACGAGUAUGUCGGAUCCACCCGAGGAAGACGUCCGCGCUGGUCGCGACAUGCUCUUCGGCAAGCUGUACGUGGACUGGCAGCUCGUCUUGCCCGACAAGGUCGAUCCCGCGCUCCGCAAAGCCCUCGAGAAGGUUUCUGGUCGCACUUCGGGCGGGGCAGGAACCUCCUCGGUGGGCGGGUCAGAUCAUCAAGAGCUCUGA
Molecule: messenger RNA, 1248 nt
Organism: Kalmanozyma brasiliensis GHG001
Lineage: Eukaryota; Fungi; Basidiomycota; Ustilaginomycetes; Ustilaginales
Product: DnaJ
Exons: 1
Coding region: 1-1248 (415 amino acids)
Biological process (GO): protein refolding; response to heat
Cellular component (GO): cytoplasm
Molecular function (GO): ATP binding; Hsp70 protein binding
Source: RefSeq, a predicted model, not a curated record